Molecule: messenger RNA, 375 nt
Organism: Penicillium verrucosum
Lineage: Eukaryota; Fungi; Ascomycota; Eurotiomycetes; Eurotiales; Aspergillaceae
Exons: 1
Coding region: 1-375 (124 amino acids)
Source: RefSeq, a predicted model, not a curated record
AUGUGUGGGGUAUCCCCAUCCGAGCCGCGCAGAUUCUCGAGGGGCCAGAACAGGUACCUCCAUGUCAGGUUCUAUGGUUCUGGCCCGGAAUCGCUGAGUCUCGCCUUUGUGCGCUCUAACUCGAAUGCCGGUAAUGCCCUGGAUACCCUUAAUUGGAUUACCCUGGUAGCACAUCGAAUUGGUCAGCACGCCAAGUCUCCCAAAGUCCAAGAGUGGACGGGGGUAAGCAAAAGCUCGCACUGCUUGGGUGGUUUGGGAUGCGUUCUAGCCAGGGCCGACCAGACCAUUUGCCGGAGCUCAUACCAUGGAUCUAAAAUUCUGGCCCAUACGCCUGCGAGCGACUUUCUGAUGGUAGUUUCCGGCGAACCGGACUAG